AAACGUCAAAACAACAUUCUCGCGAGAUAACAAGCAGACGUCUUGCAGAGGAAAAGGCGAAAAACAUCAAGAAAAACACGACUCAUCGUCAUCGCCAGCAUCACGAAAGUAAGCAAAUAUUCUGCCCAGCUUGGAUACUAAGUUGUGGUGGAAGGUCCCGUAGCACCAGCCGAAAUUGUGUGCCGAUUGGUUUCCGAUAUCGUCGCGAAAAGUCUGGAAAACAGUGACGUUCGAUUGAUUCUGUGAAUUGGACAACAAUACGUUUCCCGUGGAACGCUCGGUACCGUUUUUUUUUUCCGUGAACCGGUCGCGAUUAAGUGCUGAACUUCGAGAAGUGAUUGAUUUUGACAACUAACGAAUCCGACGAAAAUUUUGUGCAGUUCGAAACUUGUCCUAACGUAGGCAGAAUUGGAAUUGCUUCAAUUGUCUGUCGACCUCGGAUCACCACCGGCGUCAGCAGCAGCAGCAGCGCAACAACAGUACGGAUCACAGAGAGCCGCUAGUUGCGAGUUGCGCAUACAUCAAUCGACGCUUCAGUCGAACGCCGCGAUCGCAUCCGGACGGACGCGUACUGUGUGGUACAGAGUGGUUCUCGCUAGUGCCCUAGGGUAACCUUCACGAUGGCAGCUAGCAAUAGCGGAACGGUUUCGAUGUCGGCAUCGUCGGCCAGUCUGGCACCACAGGCAGCGCCAACGAACACCCCGUGGCCCAAUAGCAAAGACGAUUACGAACUGCGCGAAGUGAUAGGCGUCGGGGCGACUGCUGUCGUUCACGGUGCAUUCUGCAUACCACGCAACGAGAAAUGUGCCAUCAAACGGAUCAACCUGGAGAAGUGGAACACUUCGAUGGACGAACUGUUGAAGGAGAUCCAAGCGAUGAGCAGUUGUAACCACGAGAAUGUCGUAACGUACCAUACGAGUUUUGUUGUGAAAGAAGAACUGUGGCUAGUGUUAAGACUGCUCGAGGGCGGAAGUUUGCUGGACAUUAUUAAACAUCGAAUGAAGUCUGUGAACUGUAAACAUGGUGUGUUUGAUGAGGCCACGAUCGCUACCGUCCUGAAGGAGGUACUGAAAGGGCUGGAAUACUUCCACAGUAAUGGACAGAUUCAUCGAGAUAUCAAGGCUGGUAACAUCCUGUUGGGGGAUGACGGAACUGUGCAAAUCGCCGAUUUUGGUGUGAGCGCUUGGUUGGCGACGGGUCGCGAUUUGUCGCGCCAGAAGGUGCGACAUACCUUCGUGGGUACACCGUGCUGGAUGGCACCCGAGGUGAUGGAACAGGAUCAUGGGUACGACUUCAAGGCCGAUAUCUGGUCGUUCGGUAUCACGGCGAUCGAGAUGGCUACCGGAACUGCACCAUAUCACAAAUAUCCUCCAAUGAAGGUAUUGAUGCUGACUCUACAAAACGAUCCCCCAAGCAUCGAUACCGGGGCGGAUGAAAAGGAUCAGUACAAAGCGUAUGGGAAAACCUUCCGCAAGAUGAUAGUCGAAUGUCUGCAGAAGGAACCAUCGAAACGCCCCACGGCCAGUGAACUAUUGAAACACCCUUUCUUCAAGAAGGCCAAGGAUCGUAAGUAUCUCACCCAAACCCUGCUGGCCACCGGACCAUCGAUGGCAACGCGGGUUCACAAAGCUGCCAAGCGACAACCGGGCGCUUCCGGUCGUCUGCAUCGAACCGUCACCGGUGAGUGGGUUUGGUCCUCCGAGGAGGAGGACAACGGUAAACAUUCGUCCGACUCGGAAUCCGAGGAGCGACCCAUGAAUCGUCUCGAGCAAAUGGACUCGUCCGCGUCGGAAACGGAAGACGCAUCCGAACAGUCGGAAGUGACCAUAACUGCCCCAACCGGGUCGGAAGCGACCAACACGGACGUUACCAACGCUCUCGGUGGGCUCUGUAUGCAGGAUGAUCUUCCGCCGAUCAACCUUGUCCUGCGGAUGCGAAACGCCAACCGCGAGCUGAAUGACAUCCGGUUCGAGUUUGCGGUUGGCAAGGACUCCGCCGAAGGCAUCGCAUCGGAACUCGUCGGUGCCGGACUUGUCGACGGACGGGACAUCGUUGUGAUGGCGGCUAAUUUGCAGAAACUGAUCGACAGCCGAAGCUCGGUGAAAACGGUUACGUUCCAGCUGAAUUCCGGCUUUGGAACCGGCGAGCAACCGGACGAAAAAUCACUGAUUGGAUUCGCGCAGAUCUCCAUCACGGACUAACUUAAGCGACUAACGGCAGUGUGUGAAUGAUCGUUUGUUUGUGUGUAGGUGUGUGUGUGUCUGUAUCAACGUCCCACAUGCGUGCCUGUUACUGUAUGUGUGUAUGCUAAAAUAGUGCGAUCGGGAGUAACCAAAACAUUCUAUUAGCAGUUUUCCCCCUGUGUUUCGAUUUCUUACAUAGUUUUAUACGAAGAAAACAAUAAAUAGCACGUUAUUUAGACUUAGUUACAUAUAUGAAUAUAUAUUUGAUGGAUGAGAUAGAUAUGCAUCAGUCUGGAUUGCUUUCUAAUAUAUACAGUGACUCAAAUUCGUGAAAGCAUGAAACAUGUUUUCGAAAAAUUCUAUUUAGAUGAUAUAUACUUCAUUUAAAAGUUUUUGGAAUAUUUUACGAACAUAUUGUUAUCUUGGUAUGUGUAGAUGUAGUGGACAAAAAUAUCGGGAACAAAUGAUAAAUCGAUUUUUUAAUGUUUUUUUUGUCAAAAAAUCUACGAACAUUUUUUGCCAACUAAGUCAGUAGUGAAUUUUGUCAACAAUGCGAGAAAAGUGAGUGUACCUGUUCGCGACUAACUGAACAUCCACACUUGCGAAGCGAGGGGGAAUAAUUUACCUGGUCAGCUGUUUGCGAACAACAUUAACCUCCUCUUCUUGCCGCCAAAAGUGGUCAGGAUUGAUGCUUCUCCAAAGUAAGUGAUGUCCCAUUCGACAGAAAAUGCAAUGAUAUGGUCCACCAAUUGUCCAAAAGUAGCGAUCAGGCUUCCAGUGCACGUACCGUUGGCUAAGUGACGCACGAGCAACAAUCUCACAUACAUGGAAGAGCUGUACACAUGAGAUGCAUUUCUCUCUGUAUCACGAUCUUCCUACAUGUCACAUCUCACCUACUCAUAAAAUCUAUGCGACAUGCGACUAUAUGGCACAAUACAAUUUUCAACGAAAAGAGUUUCAUGCUAUUGGAUCGCAUGCGACAUCUCAUGAGACGAAGUACAUGAGACUAUCUCACGAGAUCAUCUCAUGUACAUAUUCGUGCAUCUGAGCUUGACAGACUUGGUUAAUUCAAAUCACUAUUCUUGUCCGCGGUUUUAUGUUUAUUAAGUAUCGUAUAUCAUAUCUUGCUACAAAAACUGCUAUUAAACAAAAAAUGUGGCAUUUCUCAACCUGAUACUGCUAGGGAUACUGCUCAAAGUCUAAAACAUUUAGUGCCAACAAAAGUAUAACAUUCAUGUGUUUGCUGUGAUUUCCUAUGUUAAUGAGACUGACAUACGUUUAUGUGCAGUAUACCUCGUAAAAGAUCUUAUGAUUUUCUAAUGUCAGCAAAAAAAACUCCUCAACUUAUACAAUCUGUAGAUAUCCACAUUCUGUACUAGAAAAUGUGUCGGUGUCAUUGUUGGAACUUAAUCUGGUUCGAACGUAGUAGGCCACACAUGUUAUGUUGUGAAAUUACAAUUGUACCCCCCCAUAGUUAAGAAAAACAAUGCACAUUUUAUGUUUUAAAACCUUGACCCUGGAAAUCAAGAGUAAGAAGUAUACUAAUAUGUACUAGCUAAUACUGACAAAAUCAAGUUAGCUUCGUUUGAUAAAUUUUUCAAUGCACCGUAAGGUCGCCAACCACCGCUCACGUAUUCCCAUUCACCGCUCACUCCUCUAAAUAUUUUUAUAAAAUUUCUAUUAACUUUCUUAUCAAAAGCAAAUGUUGCUUGAAGAUACUGCCGAUACUUGUUGUAAUAUUGCUUUUGAGGUUUCUUAUCAGAGUACGUAAACCAUCGUAUAAUCUACCUUCUUCAACAGGUCGGAGGACAGGACAGGACGAAUGAACAGAAUAUUGUUCAGUGUCUCUUCCUUCAGUUGUACUCUGUACUUUGUGGGAAUGAUAGGCAAAGAACUGAAAGUACGUUCCACGCUGACUUGAUUGCACGGCAUUGCCAGGAUAGUCGAAACUAAGGCAAACAAAUUUGGCUUAGAGGCUUUAGUUUUGAACCACCAUUCCAAAAUUGUCUCUUCAUUUCCAUCCUUAGUUUGCAGCUUUAGCCUUGGUAGUCGAGACAAGCUAUUGAGCUCGUCAAUAAUUUCAGAUUCCUCUGUAUUAUUGGUAGCAUCGUCUAAGGAUUGCAAAUAUGCCUCAAAAGCAUCAUUUACAACACCACCACGGUGUUGGGAUGUUGAUGCUACCGGAGUGAUUCCGGAUAGUUCUCGCAAUUUGGACCAAGUUUGUUUCAAGAAAUCCUGUUGGAAUACAUUAAAAGAUUAGGAGUCAUGUAAGGUGAGCAGAGGUCGAACAGAGUAAAGUGACAGCCGAUUUGUCUAUUUUGGAAGUAUGUAGGGUACGGUGGGGUAAUGUGACCACGAGCCUUUUUGCGUAUGGUUUUAAUAGUCGAAUGAACACAAACAACAUGCAUAACUGAAGUACAGCAAGGCUUCUUCCGAUUUUGAGUGAAAAUACUCUGGAAGAGCUAGGAAGACCACAAAAUUGAACGCUGACGGUCAUACUACCCCGUGGCGCGUAUUACCCCAUGCUACCCUACUUUCGAAAAAUAAUCAAACGCUGGACUCGACUUCUGGUAUUGGGCCUAAUUUUAUACUUACCAAAGCUAUAUCUCUCUGUUGGUUAGUUAUGAAAGGACUAUUCCUGAAGUUGAUCCUUUGGUCAACGAAAAUUGCUGCAAGGAAAGCUUUGUUGGUCGUUAACAUGGGAAGUCUCUUGUCCAUGUUUGAUAAAAGCGUAGCAGCUAAUUCACUUUUCAUCGAUUUCAACGCAAAUGAACAUUUUUCCCAUAUCAAAAAAAGAUCUCCAAAGGUCACCUGCGAAUGCUGUAGCUUUAUUGUAGCCUCAGCUACUGGUUUGAAAACGAGAAGAAACAAUUCAACAAAAUCCCAUUCGUGGGCGCUGAUGAUGGGAUUGUCUUCAUGAUCGUUCAGCGAAACUAUAAACUCUUUCUCCUUUGAAAGUGAUUGCACCAUAAUGUAAGUGCUGUUCCAUCUCGUUGGGCAAUCGAGUUUCGGUUUGCAAUGCUUACUCAUAGUAAACAUGUUCUUGUAUGGUUGCUUGCGUAACUGUUUCACAGAACUACGAAUGUCCGAUAACGAACCCUGUACAGUUUUCAAGGUAUCCGAAACAGCCAACUGAAGGGUGUGCUCUGCACAUCUAACGCCUUGCAGAAUCCCUUCCACUAACUUAACCCGUGCAGAUACGGGAGAACCGUUUUCAUCUUCAUCAACCGCAUCGCUGUCUUCUUCGUCAUCAUCUUCAUUCUCGAUGUCACCAUCACGUUCUCCUUGCAACGAUCUAUCGUUACUGUCGUAGUUCAGAAUGGCUUCGAUAUCGUUCAUAGCAAGUUCUUGGUGCAUUUUCAAUCGCUUUACGGUGGCACAAACGUUGCUCGCAUUGUCAGUCGUAACGCACAACAAACGUCGAAUGUCAAUCCAGAAUGGAUCCAACACUCCUAAGAUUUCAGCAGUGAGAUUUUCAGCUGUGUGCCUGUCUUUCAGCUCUAAAACAUUCAAUGUUCGAAUCUGUAUUACUUUAUUCUCCGGGUACUGCACGUUGACGUUGACUCCUAAGAAAUCACGAUCCAUUCGUGUUGCUGUGUCAAUUUUUAGGCACACCAUUUUGCCAUCCAUGGAUUUCGUUAUGAAAUCUUUCAGCUGAUUUGCAACAUUCGAUAAGACGUUGUGCAUGGACUCUGGAUCUAAAUGGUUGAUUUUCAAACCUGCAGAAAAGGGAAUGUAAUGUGAGACAAAAAAUGGACACACAUUCACGAUCCAAUUGGUAAACUUCAAAUGACCAAUUUGCAGAUUAGAGUGAUCUAAAAAAUUACUCCCCCCCCUCCACCCUCUUGGGGCGACUUGUUCCACAUGCCGCCCUUAAAGUUAUCCUUCCCUCCGUCGUAUUGAAGUUUGCAUGGAAAACCUUAUGGGAACACAGAGGAAAGGGGAGGUCAUUUUUUAGGUCACCCUAAAUAAUGCGGAUGACUUAUACUUACCUUCUUCGAGUGGCCGGGCGAUUCUUUGGAAUGCCGGAUACCGAAAUAAGUUUAAUGGUAAACCGUUCGCAGUUACUAGUUCUGUCAUGGACCACAUAUACGUGUGCUGAGUCAUACGGAUCGGAAUCUUCGGCACCUUAGUGGGUGGAGGUUGAAAAUCGGGAAUAUCAUCCUCUUGACGAAGCUGCAAUUCGACCGCGAGUUGUUUGUGCACAAGCCUGUAGUGACGCUGGUAGCUGAAUUUUCUCAGGUCCGUUAUUUUCUUCCCGCAUGUUCUACAGGUCGCUUCCUUCCCCGCAUGAUUUAUUUCGAAUAAAUCCUCGUCUCUUACGUUAUUAUUCAAAGACAUCCUUUGAAAACUUUGCAAAUAUGCACGAGAUGAUAAAAUUUCACUGCACAGUAACAACAACAAACAAAGUCUGUCAAAGUGAAUUUUGAAAAAGGCAUAUUUCGUGUGACUGUUGUACCAUGAUUCAACUACCAAUAUUGAUCGUUCAGUUGGAGGCUGGGAUCAUAUGGGAGAAAAUUGCAAUGUUGUAUGUCGAUUUUUCCGAUUUUCAAUUGAACGAAUAAUAACAAACAGUGUCUGGUUUAUAAAGCGCACAUUCUCAUUGUUGAUAGAAGUAAGAUUUAGCUAACUAUACGGAAUAAGUUUGUGACGCACGAAUUGGUAUUCAUUUGCAGCGCGUUGUGUUCAUUUAGAGUCCAGUCAAAAAUACAAAGAAGUGUGUGUACAUUCUUACGGUGUAAAAAAUAUGGAAUGACUUACGCUCUUUUCAAAAAAUUUCAUCUUCAGUCAGUCAUAUCGAAGCUACACAGAGGCGUUGCACUGCUUUGUAUUUAUCUGUGAGAUAUCGCAUUGAGAUGUCGCAUUGAGACGUCUCACAUGUUUAUCUCACCGAAAUCUACAUGUAUUCAUUUUGACAGAUAUGAGACGAGACGGCAAGCUGUGAGACUCAUAACAAAAAUAUGAGCAUGCGACAUAUCGCUCUCACAAAAACAGUGUCUCGUCAAUCUAGCUUGUGAUGCGCUUGGCGGUCUGAGAGAAAUGUGACAACCAGUCUCAUAGUUCACUGUCGCAUAGGUGUAGGCAUGAGAUUUCCGGAAGCCUGGUAGCGAUAUGAUCCACCAAUUGUCCGAAGUAUGUCCAGCAAACCCAAAGUCCUCGGUUGGCCGUACGUUCCACCGGGAUAAAUUUUCAGACCGCUCCAGUUAGAAAGCAAAUGCGUCGAAAUAGGCCGUUAGUAUUUGAUCGAUCAAGCUUCGGCUGAACAUACGCUUUCAGCGCGGAGCAAUUUUUCUCGAGGUGGAACCAAACUGGACACAUAGGAUGCCCGUGCGAAAGGUAAAACUCUCAGCAAUAUGUCAUGAUCUGCCAUGUCAGCAGUAUUAAUGAGCACCUUAUUUUCUUCAAUCAGGUAGAGAAUCAGAGCCCUCAUCAACUUCACUCCCAAUUCCCCCGUUGGGAAAACAGAGGCUGCUAUAACCGUCCUGAGUGACCUUUGAAAAUUCUCCCCAAAAUCAGCAAAAUUAAUAUCUUCAGUGGCCAUUUUCCUCUGUAUCAGCUAUCUUUACUCUCACUUUAACUGAAAUUAAAACUCAACUAUGGUAUUUUUGAACCUCCAACCACGAUGUGCUGAUCCAAUCAACUGACCUAACAAAGUUAAACUAAAACUGCUCACAAAUAACAAUGCGAACAAUUACAAUAAUUCUUCGAAGUGAAUCUUUGAUUUAAUCUAAGGCCGACACUGUGUAGGCCGAAAAGCGAUUACGCAUGCAAUUAAUGCAGUGUUGGACGUGAGAUUAGGCGUUCGGAGGUGUUCCUGUCCAACAUUUUGGUCCUUCGAACCGGAUCAGGAUUGGCAAAUAUCAGCGAAUUCGAAUUUGACGUUUCUUGAGCUGCCUGCUGUUGUUGUAUUUCUUCAGCAAGCAGUACCACUCAAUUUGGUAAUUGCCUGCGGUUAUCUGGAGCGGAUCGAUCAGACUCUUAUGGCGGGUUUACAUUAGGGAGAUCUAUAGCUAUAGAUGGAUUUAUUCACGUGAAAAUAGGUGUAAACGGGUGAGAAUAAAUAUGAUAUACUUAUUCGAGGUAUAUAUAACUUGAAUAAAUUCAGCAUAUGUAAACGCUUGUGAAUUUCUCACUGGUGAGAAAUCAUUAAAGUUGGAUGCAGUUCUACUUCAGGUGAAUAAAUUCACCGAAAAUAUGAAUAUAUUCAUUAUAGAAGUUCACGCUAGUGUAAACGGUUGAUGCGAUUUCUAUAAAUCUCAUCAUAUUUCUUCACAUGAAUAUAUCACUAGUCUAAACCCACCCUUAGGCUCGCCCUGCAAACAACUCUUUAGAUAGUGGAGCUUCUCCACAUCAGGCAGGUCCGUUUUGUUAUGGAUGAGUGACUUAAACAAGUAUAAACUGUAACAAGUAAACUGGGCCAGGUAUCCAACAGUACCUCUAUCAGUUAUCGCCUGACCAGUAAAAAACAUUUUAUCUUUGAGCUAAACGAGCAGCAGCCAGCAGAUCCGGAAGCUGCAUUAGAGCCUAUUAAAGCCAAAGUUAUAGUGAAAAGAAACAUUAUAAUAACUCAAACAUUGUGUCGCGGGACGCGAAAUCAAAUAAAAAAAGGAGAGUGGGAUCCAAGACACGAAGACAGGAAUUGUUAAAGUACUACUCUAAUCAGCAUUAACAUGUACUGUUGAUUGCUCGCUGUCUAGAUCGGCAUUGAAACACUGAACUUAUUGAAAAUCCAAGUAGUUUCUUAGUGCAUUGGAGGUUAUAUUAUGAUUUGAAAGCACAACCUCCUCAGUUGAAUGUUCGAUUGUAAUUAAUUUUAUUUAGCUUACUCUUUCAGCGUGACGGGUGGCGAUCAACCCGUAGCAUACGCUAAGUCAGCAUAAACGAACAUCGUACGAUCGAGGUACAGUUUCUUGUUGCUUGCGAUAGCACAAAAGGCUGAACCUUCGCGUAGCGUCCGAUUAGCUGCAGGGCUGUAGCUAGCGGGUGGCAUCCACCACAUUAGUAUCUCUUAGCAAGAAUCUCCCAAAAAUAAAGCCCCAAAGAACACACAGAACCGUAACAGAAAAUCCGAACAGAGUCUCUUGUUUUCUGGUCUGAGCCUUACAACUUCACUUCAAUUGACAUAUCGUCACUCAAUAUUGAGCCAAUCGUCUUUCAAUUUCAUGCAAACUCAUGCAGGCUGAAGAUAGACCACCCAGGCUUUACAAAUGGCCUUUCACAUAGACGGGUUUUUAGUUCAGUUUUCUUCUUCUUCUUCUUCAAUGCCAAUUCUAUGCCAAAUAACACGCCUUGAAUGCAUUCUGAAUGGCAAGCUCUAGAAUACGCGUGAUCACAGUGCAAGUCGGAGGGAAUUUCUUUGACGAAAAAUACCCCCGACCAGAACGGGAAGACGAACCCGAACACCCGGCAUGUUAGUUAUGACGCUAACCACUCGGCCACGGGAGCACGUUCAGUUUUCUAAAUAAGCCUUUUUUAUUGCUAGAGGCAAAUGUACUGAAAAUUUUUAAAGACUCUACAAUUCAAAACAUAAUGAUCAUCAAAAAUUAUUUUGAGAAAGCGUGCAAGUUGAAGAACCAAAAUCCAGACGUGUCAAGCAGGUUAAGGAAGGGGAAGAAUCCUCGGACGUGCCGUCGCCAGAAAGUGAGACAGGAAUCUGAAGAAGAGUGCGAGAUUGGGAAAGUAUAUGAGAAUUCUAACACUGGCGGAAGUGUCUUAACGGAGCAGAAUUCAAAAUUUGGAUCAAAAUGGGGAUCAGUUCGACACAGGAGCCAAUUCUAGUCUGAUUGGCCCUAGAUGCCUGGUGAAGCUUUCUGGUGUGCAAAAGCCACAGCUGCAACCAAGGUCCGAAAUCUUCGAAGAUGAAAAAUGGAUAUCGACUAUCCUCCCGGUCGCUUCGCUUCGACUAGCACUACUUCGGCAUUUGCCGUCUACGUAAUUUGUAUUGACUAGAAAAUAAAUUGAGAAUGACUGAUGAACUAGUCCAGUCAGUGAUUAUUAUCACUGACGGGACUAAUGAAUACAAGUCUGCCUCUUAAUUCAACUGACUUCAAUCCACAUUUAUACCCCCCUAGGAACGAAAUUGUUACCCGCGUACGAAAUCUUAAUUUUACGUCCAUAUGAAGAGGAACGAAAACUUGAUUUCUGAUGCAAAAAAGUAGUUACACCAUUAAUGGACGGUUUAUUGUCUACCCAUCGUGAACUCUCUCGACGAGAUUCAACCGAAGCUGGAAAAAACAAAAGUGUUCACCACCGUUGAUGCGAAGAAGGGUUUUCGACAACACCAAUUUUUGGACGGCUUUCGGUCGCUAUUGAUGGUCUUCCUUUUGAUUUAGUUCCAGCACCAGAAAAUUUCCAACUUUUUUUCAGAAGGUAAUUUAGAACCUUAAGGGUUUGGACUGUAUUGCGGACAACAUUCUUGUGUACGUUGUGGGUACCAUGGAAGAAGCGCUCCAGUACCACAACGACUGUUUGGAGAAACAUAAUGACUUAAUCGAUCGAAACGAAAACUGUGUGAAAGAUCGAUGAAAUUUGAACGAUUCAUACGAAACACACAAAUGCCGCAAGUUUUACAAGUUGAUUUGUGAGUUUCCGUGUUCCAAAACAACGGAGUUAUCGUAUGUACACGCAUCAAGGACACCGACAACCACAGAGAAAAUUGUACAUAAACAGAAAAGAAACUAUUAUCCGAACAGAUCACAAACCUCUCCUGAACGUGUUCCAACAGCCACUUUUGUCGGUCCAUCGGCGUCUACAGCAUAUGAUACCUAAUCUGCAACGGUACAGUUUAUCCCUUGAAUUUGUAACCGGCAAGGAAAAUAUGAUCACUGAUGCAUUCUCACGUGCACCUCUAUGAGUUCUCCAGUCCAUCUAUGAAUAUGAAAAGCAGAGUGUGUUCAGAAGGUGUUCAACGAAGUCCAAAUUGUAAACAUAAGUAACUUCCUCAAUGUAUCAAGUGCGAGACUUGAUUGGUGGAUCAUUAUUUGGACUACUUUGAAGUAUACCAAAUGAAGGAUUUCAGUCCAGUAUCAAUAUGAAACAUUCACAGGUAAUUUGGGGAUACUCUAGGCUAAAAAUUUUCCUGUCAACAUUAGAACUUACUGCAAUAUUUGUAAAAUCACAAAAUUAAAUUGAACUUGUACAGAAUUUUUCGGUUUGUGUUGCAAUAAUUGUUUAUUGAACUCUCGCGUAAUUUUUGAAAAGGACCUAUCUACAUUAAUCGAUUCUCUUCAUCGACAUUCUCUUUCGUUAAUGACUCGGCGAGAAAAGCAUUUCGUGAUGUGUUCGUAAAUCAAAAGUGUAGAAGGAAACCUCGUUUAUCAAACUAUGUGGCACAACUGGCGCCAAAUCUAUCUGCAAGGCCGCGGUUAUCGAAAGAGAAAGUCAAUUAAUAGAAUCGAUAAAUGUAGAUAGGUCGUUUCAAAGGUUACGCGAGAAUUAUUCAUCAUCAAUGACGAAGGGGCAAUUUUUCAUUCAAAUGUAUAAAAGAUCAAUUGGGUUAGCUAUUAGGUUGGUUAACAAAAAAUUGUGUUUGUCGACUCACACAAUUUUCAUUGGAAAGAACAAAAAGAAAUUAAUUGUUCAUUUAUUCCCUAUAUUUAUGUCCAAUAAAAUAUUCCAAAAGCUGAGGGUUUCAGCCUCAAAAUGAUGUAUAUACCUUUAUCUAAAUGGAAUGUUUCGAAGGUUGUUUUUGGCUUUCAAAAGUGUAGUGCAAAGAGAUCUGUGGUGUACGAAUUCGAGUUUGAGUCGCUGUAUGGAACCGCUCGCGAAAAAAAAAAUAGUUCGACAACUAGGCAGAAAGCUUUAGCCUUUUCCAACGAACGUGAUAACAUUCAGACACACGCACACACACUUUUGCACUGUUAUGCAAGGUGUUUGGUUGCGCACCGCCAAAAAUUGUGUGAAAACAUACAAAAUUUAGAAAAAAAAACCCAAAAGGUUGAAAAUGUUCCGAAAAAGUGAAGGCGUAGCCAAACAUUUCUCCGCGUAUAUCACCUCUUGCGUGCAAACAAAAAGCGAAGCCAAAAUUUUAGUGAUUCAGCAACGACAGCCGGAAGAAAUUUUCGAAUGUGCGGUUUAAAAAAAAGUGAUCGAAUCAGCCGAAAAAAAAGAAUGGAUAACGGUGGAUAAUAAAUAGAUUGAAUUUUAGUUGCGUUGUCGAAUCCGUCGGUGACCCUAAUUAACGAAUUAACAAGUGCGCUUAAUCGGCAUCACAAUUUGUAUUUUUUUUCAUGUUUUCGAACUACGCUCUGCUAUUCACCUUACACGGGAAAGCAAAGUCACCGAUGGAAUUAACAACUAAAUGUGUUUUACCUAGAGACGAUGAAAAGAUCAAAAGUUGAAUUGUAUUUUAAAGCGUUUAACAAAACCACAGAAAAAGAAGAGUAUAAUAAAACAAGUAAAAACAACUUUGACUAGAAGCCAUUAGUGGUAGACAUCAAAUCACCCCUCUGUAGAAACAGAAGCUGUAUGCGCAGAGAGAGAGAGAAACAUAAACAACAAAAUAAUAAAUUGAAUCUAGUGGAUGAGAGAA
Toxorhynchites rutilus septentrionalis is the source of this 12714-nucleotide messenger RNA. It is a transcript of the gene fray, whose product is annotated as serine/threonine-protein kinase OSR1. Gene Ontology annotation, molecular function: ATP binding; protein serine/threonine kinase activator activity; protein serine/threonine kinase activity. Gene Ontology annotation, biological process: protein phosphorylation. The coding region runs from base 621 to 2201 and encodes 526 amino acids. The record is from RefSeq and is a predicted model, not a curated record. The transcript has 2 exons. Lineage: Eukaryota; Metazoa; Arthropoda; Insecta; Diptera; Culicidae.